UGUCUGCUCCUUCUACAGGAAGACCAAAGGAAAGGCAGAUAGACGUGGAAAAACAAAGAGAGAGAGACAUGGAGAAAGCAAUGUAAGAGAGAGAGAAUGAGAUAUAUAUUAAAAUGAACCGAUAUGUCUUGAAGUUCAACAGCUUCAAUUUUCCAAUUCCUCUCCACCGAAUCCCUCAAAAUUGAGAACCCACCUCUAAAAACCAUCCCUCUUCAAAACCCAGUUCUUAUUUUCUCUUAAUUUCAUCAAUUUUUCAAUCUUUUUUUGUAAUCACUGCAUCUCCCCUGUUUCAAGCUCUGUUUUUAUUCAAGUUCUGGUUUUCUGAGCUUCUCUCAGUUCCAAAAUCAGACCUUUUCAUUCAUGUGAAUAUAGCUUUCUAUUUCUGCUGUCUUUAUGAUCUUGUCUGUUUUGGUUUCUUCUUGAAUGGGUUAAUUUUGUCCUAUUUUUAGCUCAACCAAAACAAAUUCAAAUUUAUAGAACACGAUCCCCCAAUUCCCUCUAACUUUCUUGGAGAUUUUUUUUAUCCAUCUCUAUUUUUCAAAUUCUAUACACACUCUUACUCCUCCAGUUUUCCUUUCUUUCCACUGAUAACAAAUUUUAAACCUUCUCUCUUUCAAAAUUCUGCCUCACAAAACUUAUUUUCACUAUGAAAAUCCCCAAAGACAGAGUUAGAUUCAAUGUGGGAGGCAGAGUCUUUGAAACUACCUCAACAACGUUAGCCAAUGCAGGCAGAAACUCCUUUUUUGGUGCAUUAUUCAAUGAAAACUGGACCUUAAAACAACCAAAUAAUGACUCGUUUUCCCAUUGUGAAUUCUUCAUUGAUAGAAACCCUGAUUGUUUCUCUGUUCUCCUUGAUCUCCUUCGCACCGGCGACCUCAAUAUCCCUCCAAACAUCCCUGAAAGACAACUCUACAGAGAGGCCUCCUUUUAUGGUUUAUUAGACCAUGUAAGAUCAGCUAAAUGGGGCCAAUUUGAUGGCAACAGGCUUCGCCAUUCGCGGUCCGUUACAGGACAGGCACCAGGGGAUGGGACCGCGAUUCGUGCUGGUCCUGAUGGUGGCUGCUGUGUGGCUCAUGGUAGUGUUGUUCAUGUUUAUGAUUGGAUUAUGGAGGAGUACCCUCCAUUGAAUCUUGAUUAUCAAAGAGUCAAUGAUGUUGGCUGGGUAGAUGGCGAGAGCAUAAUUAUUAGUGCUUGUGAGAAAUUAGGCCGCGGGGACGGAGGGAUGGGGUUGUUUAGUAAGAGUACAGGAGAAUUGAGGUAUAAGUUUCAGGUUUGCCAUGAGAAUCAAGUGAAGAGUUUCACAGCUGGGGCUUUAAGUACUAGUUCUGAUUAUAAGAUAUUUAGUAGUUGUAAAGGGAGGAGUAAUGAGUAUGGGAUUGGGGUUUGGGAUCAAGUUACUGGAAAACAGAUUGAUUUCUUUUACGAGAGUCCAGGAUGGUCAUUAGGUGAUGCUGAUAAGUUGCAAUGGUUGAAUGGGAGCAAUUGUUUGUUGGUGGCUACUUUGUUUCCUAGGAAAGAUAACUGCUACAUUAGUAUGUUGGACUUUAGGGAUAAGAGGAUGGUAUGGUCUUGGUCUGAUUUUGGCGCUCCUAUAACUGUGGACGAGAAGCGAGUGCGAGAUGCUAUAGCUAUGGAGGAUAAUAAUGCUAUUUGUGUGGUGAAUGAAUAUGAGGAUUUGGGGUUUAUGGAUUUGAGAAUGAAUGGAGGGAGUGUGAGGUGGAGCUCAAGAAGUCGGAUGAUGAAAGGGAAACUGUCUGAUGAGCCUUGCUAUCCCAAACUGGCUUUACACGAGGGGCAGUUGUUUUCAUCUAUGGAUGACUGCAUUUCUGUGUUCUGUGGUCCUGAUUGGGUUUUGACAUCUAGGCUUCGCCAGAGUUAUGGAGGUUCAAUCUGUGACUUUUCAAUUGGUGGGGAUCGGCUCUUUGCACUUCACAGUGAGGAAAAUGUAUUUGAUGUAUGGGAGACUCCACCUCCACCAAUUUCAUGAUUCAGGAUAUGGUAUGCAUGGUUUCAUAUCUAUGCUAUUAUAUCCUCUUAUAAAUGGUUUUACUCUCCUUUUCCCUUUAGAUUAUAGAAAGAGAUAGAGAUGAAUCUUCUUAGAAAUUACAGCUUAGAGAACCUUGAAAUAGAGAGCUCUAAUAGUUGUGUGUGUGUACAGAUUAUAACUACCGUAUAAUUUAGAGUUGCUGAAUCUGUAAGGGUUAUGUCCAUUGUCACAGAAAUGAAACAGAUUGCUUAUUAUUACAGAAAAGAAACUGAUUGUUCCGAUGCUGUAGUGGCACAUCUUGGAGGUUCAUGUGAUCAUUGAAUGGUGUUUCCAGAAAUGAAUAUGUUGAACUUUCCUUA
Molecule: messenger RNA, 2346 nt
Organism: Populus trichocarpa (black cottonwood)
Lineage: Eukaryota; Viridiplantae; Streptophyta; Magnoliopsida; Malpighiales; Salicaceae
Product: BTB/POZ domain-containing protein At2g24240
Exons: 1
Coding region: 647-1987 (446 amino acids)
Biological process (GO): protein homooligomerization
Molecular function (GO): protein binding
Source: RefSeq, a predicted model, not a curated record